GGGCGCGGUUGCGCACGGAACUCUUUUGGUUUUGCGCGCGGUUACACUCGGAGUGCUAUAAAUGACGGGCACUUCCGGCGUCCUUUCCGGUCCGGCCAUGUCGCGGCCGCGGGGCGCGGAGGCCGCACCGGAGGCGCCGCCGGUGCCGGGACCCGGCCCGGGCUCGCCGCGGCCGCUGUUCGGGGGCUGCUGGAGCUGCCGCCUGCUGAGCGGCGCGGGGCUGCUCAUGGCCGCCGUCUGGGUGUACCAGGGGCCGCGCAACACCAUGAAAAGGGGGAUCGCGCCCUCCAUGGGCGCCAUCGCCCAGAUCACCUUCGCUGCCGGUCUGGCCGGCUGGGGCAUCGUCAUCCUCGCUGACCCCGUGGGACGCUGGCAGCGCCAGGACCCCAAAAACCCCUGAGGGGAGCCCAAAAACGGCACCGGGACCCCAAAAAUGGAACUGAGGACCCCAAAACCAACGAGGGGACCCCAAUAAAGGCACCGGGACCCCCAGACUGGUCUGGGGACCCCAGAAAUACCUGGGGGACCCCAAUAACGGCACUGGGACCCCCAGACUGCUCUGGUGGGGGGCACAGGACAGGA
Zonotrichia leucophrys gambelii is the source of this 582-nucleotide messenger RNA. RefSeq names its product distal membrane arm assembly component 1 (gene DMAC1). Lineage: Eukaryota; Metazoa; Chordata; Aves; Passeriformes; Passerellidae. The coding region runs from base 62 to 400 and encodes 112 amino acids. The transcript is spliced from 3 exons. Gene Ontology annotation, biological process: mitochondrial respiratory chain complex III assembly; mitochondrial respiratory chain complex I assembly. Gene Ontology annotation, cellular component: mitochondrial inner membrane. The record is from RefSeq and is a predicted model, not a curated record.